Messenger RNA from Cladocopium goreaui, 7182 nucleotides. Lineage: Eukaryota; Dinophyceae; Suessiales; Symbiodiniaceae. The record is from the annotation of a GenBank genome assembly.
AUGGGAGAACUACGGUAUGGAGUCGAGAGCUUUGAGGGUCCUGCGGAAGGGGCUGAAGUGAGCGACAGUUCAGGCUGGGCGAACCGGAGCUGGGGCAGCCAUAGGAGCCGUGGGGAUCAACGAGCUGAGGUGGAGAACUAUGACAUAGCGUCCAAUGCUUCCUAUGACUCUUCCAAUGUGUCGUGGUGGAGGACUGAUGACCGUUGGUCAUAUGGGUCAUGGGGGAACUCUUCAAGUGAUAGCAGGGAGAACUGGACGUAUGUCACACGACGUGAGUGGCCAGGGUGGGAUCGGUCAGAUCCGUGGCAUCGCUGGCAUGAAGAAGGCCAUCAUUCUCGAGAUUCUGGACAAGUACAUCGUUUGGGAGAACCUGAACGCCGUGGAAGUGAUCGAGAAGGACAUCAGGGAGAAUCCGAGGGCGAUGAUGGACCAAAGGGUGAGCUUCCCAGUGGCAACGUUGUCAGCGUCCAUGACAAGGCUGACAAGGAGGAGGAAAAGAAAUUGACAGGGAAGCCUUCGAACUCCUAUCCCCCAGUGUUUAGAGCUCGCCAAGGUGAAAAUCACCGGGAUUGGAAAAGAGCCGUACGUUUCUGGCUUCAUGGAGAAGGUCAUCAACUACCAGUCGCUUUGAUUGGCCCGAGGGUCAUGGUUCAGCUUAGAGACCGUGCAGCUCAAUUGGUGAAGCACUUGGAGCCGGAACAUGUGAACUGCAAGGAGGGUCUAGACAAGAUCUUCGAGACUUUGGAGCAAUCACCAAUUGUGAGAUUGAGUGAAAAGCAUCGAGUAGAUUGGCAUCGGAAGAGGCUGUUGAAUUUGACAAGAUUGGCAGGUGAGAGUUUGGAAAGUUACAUCACCAGGGCUGGCCUUUACCGAGAUCAACUACAAGGCCUGGACGCUUCGUUGACCAUGGGUGAACGUUUCUUUGUGGGCCAUCUUUUGGAUCAUGCUCGCCUUACCAGGAGGGACAAAGCCAUGAUCAAAACACAUGCUGUGAAGGAGGAUGAGGUGGCGAUCACAGGGGCUAUGAUGGAGCUAUCCUCGGAGCUGGAGGGCGAGCAGGGCUUCCCCAUCGGCCAGGCAGAGGCACAGGUGAGCGGCAAUCAAGGAGAAGAGCAUUUGGUGCAGCGAGGGAUGGCGGAUGUGGAGGCAGCCACAAGUGCCUCCCGUGAAGGCCUACCAGAAGAAGCUCCUGGCGAUGAAAGUUGUGAGGAGUUGGAAGGGGCACCCAUGGAUGUCUUGCACGCUGAGCAUGAGGCGCUGGCCUUGCAGUACAAGGCCAAGCAGAAGAUGGCUGAGGUCAAGAAGUUGCGAAACUUUUAUCGCCGUUCAGAGAGCGAUUCCAAGAAGGGCAACAAAGGAGGAAAAUGCUUUGUGUGCGAUGAGGCGGGUCACUACGCCCGCGACUGCCCAAAGGUCAAAGCAGCCUUGGCCACGAACCCUGUUUUGGUGACGACCUCCGCAGCCAAAGGGCAUGCUCAGGAGGAUCAUGAAUGGGGUCUUUUGGAAGAACUUUGUCGCAGCCAACAUGCGACGGAUUUGCCUGCGUCUGGAGCAUACAUGGUGCUGAUGGGGUGCAAUGCGGGUGGAAUCAAGGUAUCCCCAAAGUCAAAUGCUUCCUCCACUAUGAAUCCUUUUGAGACCUGGUGGAAUAUGAAGGAGUUGUCAAGGAAGGUCAUUUUGGAUUUGGGGUGCAUGCGAAAUGUGGUGGGUGUGCAGUGGGCUAACGAUGUAGUGCAGGAGUGGCAACAUCACAACCGAUGGUUCAAAGUUUUGCCUGAGGAAGAAGUAUUCCGUUUUGGUGAUGGCAACACCCUCAAGAGUAAGUACCGUUUGCAGCUUGAAGCCACUUUUGGAGGAAAACGUAUCUGUUUGGCAUUCAGUGUAGUCGGCGGUCCUUGUCCUCCUUUGCUUUCAAAGCAGUCCCACACCAUUUUGGGCGUGCAAUUGGACACAUCACAACAUACUUUGUCAUCUAGGAAGUUGAAGGUGAAGAACUAUGGACUUCAAGAAACUCAGGCAGGUCACUACACCAUGAGGAUUGAUGAAUUUCACCUACUAGAUGACGUAUGGCAUGUUCCUCAAGAUUUUGUGAUGGAUUCAGAUUUGGAGGACAUGUUCACCAUGUCGGUUGACUCGAAUGACCGCGAGGUUUUUGGCUUGAAGCUGGCUCGAGAGUGUCGCCCUCGUGCACCACUUGAUGGCCACGAGAGCUUCGUCAUGACCAUACCGGAGGACCUUCUGGGGGCUCAGCAGGAGGAGGCAGUGAGAUUGAGCGACCCCCGAGAGUGCACUCGGAAGCAAGCCCCACAGAACAUGGACGUGGAGCCGAAACGGCGAGAUCGAGGAGCCGCAGCCCGUGCAGAAGCCCUUCGAGGAACUCCGAAGGCGACUCCAGCACCAAAACGGAAACAGCCAGUCCGAUUACAACGGGGUCUUCCUCCGUCAGAGGACGAGGACGAGAGUGUGGAGUUGGUGGAGAGCUCCAACAUUCAAGGCCUUACCAUGGAAGAGAUGAAGAUGAUCUGCAAGAGACGCGAGAAGCAGCAAGCCGCAGCACAACAACGCCUGGCCACACAGGCGCUCACGGGUUGGGAGGACGUACUUAUGGAAGAAGCUGGUGUGGCAGCUGAGGGUGAAGAUGGCGGUGCAGAUCGAGUCGAAGGGGAAGGCUUCAUGGAAGAGGAAUCCGAGGUGGCUGAGCCUCCUUCUGAGCUACGAAGUGGCGUCACUGUGGGGUCACUUCGGGGCGAUGAGACAGCGGCUUCGGAACACGGACUUCCACGCCCAGGGUCAUGGACGCGAGUCAUCCCCCAGAGGGGCCUCAUCCAGAGGUUCAAACAAGCAGUGACGGAGGCCAAGCAGAGGCAUGUGGCAGUGACCAAGAUGCAGUACAUGCGAGAGCACUACUUGGUCCUCGAGCUCUUUGCUGGAUGUGCGAGGUUGACAUCAAUGGCACGCUCACGAGAUGGCUGGGAGACGAUGGACCCGGUGGACUUGCGCAAUGCAGCCACCAGAAAGCAGGUGCUGAAGUCAAUUCAGAUCAUGAAACCUGAUCUGGUGACCAUGAGCCCUCGAUGUGGACCUUGGUCGCAGCUACAGCGCAUCAAGCCCAAUGUGGACAAGGUGAUGGAAGAUCGACAAGCUGACAUCCCCUUGUGGAGGUUUUGCCGAGAGGUUUGGGACGAGCAGGACAAGCAUGGAAGAUUGGCUCUCACAGAGAACCCUUUCCAAUCGGCGGCGCUGACAAUGGACUUCAUGAUGGAACGACCUCAUCUUCAUCGUGCUAAGGUUCCUCAAUGCGCCUUUGGCCUGAAGGAUGUCAUCAGUGGCAAGCCUCACCAGAAGUACACGGCCUUCGAUGUCAAUGAUGAGGACAUGUGUGAGGCACUACUGGUGAAUGCGGUGUGCAACCAUACUCCUGAGGAGCACCAGCCGAUCGAGGGCAACGUCUACUAUGAGGGCAGAUGGCAAAGAAGAUCGGCAUUGGCAUCCAAGUGGCCACCUGAGUUGUGCGAGCACAUCCUUCAAGCAGCUGAGAAGGCGUGGGAAAAUUGUGAUGCGCAGGCACCACGCAAGCUCACUGAGUCUAGAGAGCCUGGCAAGUCGCACUACGUCAUGCCGGUGGAACCUUUCCCUACGCCCGAGGGCGAGCUGAGGAAACAGCUGGAGAAGGCCGAUUGGCGUGGGGGGCAAUAUGACUAUGUGUUCUUUGAAGGACUAGCACGUCAAGGGCCUCACAAAAUUCGACAGGCCCUAGCACAUUUGCAUGUGGUGCUGGGCCAUCCAUCACAGGAGAGACUUGUGCGGAUGCUUCUUGUCAGUGGCACUAGCCCGAAGAUCAUUGAGAUGGUGAAGGGGCUACGUUGUCAAAUCUGCCAAGCAGUGCGACCUCCUGGAGCAGAGCCAAAGGUGUCGGCGCAUCGACCUACGAGGUUUGGGGAAAAGGUGUUGGCCGAUUCCUUCUUCAUCUGGGACUCGAAGGGUGAGCGCUUCGAUGUCACUCAUUUGAUUGGCGGCCUGACCGAGUUCCACACUGGCAAUGUGAGCAAACAGGUGGGCGCUGAGAUCACGGCUGAUCUGCUGCAAAACAAGUGGUGCGGCAUUCUGGGAGCGCCUGAAGUUCUUCAAACAGAUGGAGGAAAAGAGUUUGAAGAUGUGGUGCACCGCCUUUCACGUCUUUUGGGCUUCAGACAUGAGGUCGUGCCGCCUGGAGCAAAAUGGAGACAGGGACAAGUGGAGCGACAUGGGGCGGUGAUCAAGUUGAUGAUGAUGAGAGUCAUCCUCACCCAUCAGAUUGAGGGCCUUGAAGAAGUUGGUGGCGCGGUGACAGGACGCAACACAGCCGUCCCUACCUCCAUUUUGGAGCAAUUGUGCAGCGGACAGGUGAAGUGCACUAUCAAUGAUGAGUUGCAGGUGAACGAAGCACUUCGACGGGCAGAACGAAUUAGAGCUGCAGCAGUGGACAGCUUCAAUUGGGUGGACUCUUCUGAGGCUUUGAGAAAGGCAUUGAAUUGCAGGUCACGGCCGCCCAAACUUGAGAACCUCCAAGAAGGCAUGACGGUGUAUGUGCACGAGCCCCCACCAUCCCGACGUGGCCAACAUCGCCGCCUACAAGAUCACUCGAGCUGGGAUGGACCUGGUUUGAUGGUGUGUGUGGAGAAGCAAGACGGAGCUCCACGGCGAGUGUGGGUGCGACUUCGUGCCAAGGUGAGAAGCUUUCCUCUGGAGAAGAUUCGUCUGGCCACUCCAGAUGAGAUGCUGGGCUCUCAAUACGUCAUACAGGCCAUGAACGAGGUGAUGGGGGAGAUCAAGGAUGGAAAACUUCCUUUGGAGGAGAAUCGCCGUGAGGCAACCUUGCGACCAGCACCUCCAGCACCAGCAGGAGCUCAGCGACGUGGGAGCAACAUGGAUCGAGACUUCAUGUUGGACGAUCAAGAGGCAGCCCUACGUGCUCGUCAAGUGCGACGGUUGGAGAUCCAGAAUGACUUGCAGGAUUCUGUGAGAAGGGCGUUGUCAUCAAGCAGUGGCAGUAAUGCCACCAGCGUGGCGCUUGUGAGAGGGCUGCAACCUGAGGAGCGCGCCGAACUGUUGGAAGAAGAUGAUGGGAUGGCACCACUUCCUGAUGAUUCAGCAGUGGAAUCAGAUGCUCCCAUGGCUGAAGAAGGUGGGCCCGAACCAAGUGAGAUGGGGUUCCAACAAAAGAAGCAACUCUUUGAGGAGAUUUCCAAGAGUGGCAAGGGAGUUCCCUCCAAGUUGACAGAGGCGAGGCUCAGAAGUGGCAUGGCUACGGCAAGUUCACAGCUCAAGAGCAUCAAGAAGAUGAUCCGAAAAUCACGUCAAGGACAACUCCAACAAGAAGCUCGCCGUCGACGAUCAGACCGACAGAUGGCGUCUAGCUUGGUGAUGUAUGCUGAAAGUGUGGAUCAGCAGUGUGAGAAGGUGUGGACAGAAACCAGUCAGGAGAUGGAAUUGCAAGAGGCUUUUUGGGCAAAGCCAGAGAUUGAAGAGCAGGCGGUGAAGGAGAUCCAGGAGCAGAUUGAGACACGCGACAUCGAGCACGGUGCCGACGUGGUGAGAAGCCAGAUUCUCACGGGCAAAGCCAGAGUGGAAAUGCAAUGGCAGAAACUGGAUGAGCGAUGGCGUGCUGCCUUCAAGGAUCCGAUCUUGAAGGCCAUCCAGAUUUACUUUGACCAUGACGCUCUGGAAGGUGUGCCCAAAGACAAAUACGUGGAUCCCAAGCGCCGAGCUGAAAGUUUGGUUUUGGGAGGGCACAAGGAUCCCGACAUGGGCCGAUACACCACCAUGGCCCCAACAGCAGCCUUGUUGGCUCACAACCUGAUCAAUUGGGUCAGUGUUCAAAUGGGAUGGAUUGUGCACUAUGAAGAUGUGUCAAGCGCAUUCCUCCAGGGAAAACAUCUUCCUCCUGAACGAGAGGUCUACGUCAGACUCCCCAAGGGUUACCCUGAGUAUGUGGAGGCGUUCAUCCGCGAGAAGUUGGGCGAGAUGUUCCGACAAGAUCUGCUGAAGCUCACCAAAGGAGGCUUUGGGCUACCAGAAAGCCCAAGAUUGUGGUACUUGGAGCACAGCGACGUUUUGAAGGUGUGUGGCAUGAAUGAGCUCUCUCUCCUCCCUGGGGUGUUUGCAGCCUUCCAUGAUGAUGGCACCUUGCGUGCGGUAGCAUGCAUCCAUGUGGAUGACACCCGCUAUGCUGGGGACCAUACUUCCCAGCAAAUUUGGGAUGAAGUCCACCGUCGAUUGCGAUUUGGCAAGCUUCGCAAAGCGACGGAUGGAUGGACGAAGUUCUGUGGACGGUGGGAGAGGCAGAAUGUCAACACGCUGGAGUUUGAGUACACCAUGAAUGACUAUGCGAAGAAUCUGAAGAAGAUGAUCAUCCGCAAGACCUCCGACAAUACCAUCACGCAGGAGGAGCACCGCGAGAUGGCAUCAUGGAUCGGGCAGCUCAACUGGAUGAGUCGUCAGGGUCGCUACGACCUCUCCUAUGGAGUUUCACACGUGCAACAGGCCGCUUCGAAGUUGGGCCGCGAAGCUCUGGAAUGGCUGAACAAGGUGAUCUACAGAGCCAAACAAGAGCAGAUCCAGGUGGUGCGCAAGUUGGAUGACUGGCGCAACUUCGUGGUGAUUUCAGCCAGCGAUGCCUCCUAUGGAGGACAACCAGGAGGCCAUAGCCAAGGAGGAGUUGUGGUGGGCCUGGCUGAUGCCUCCAUUUUGGAGGGCAAGGCGAAGAUUUGCAUUGUGGAAGCGGCCAGCAUGAAGAUCCAAAGGAUUGUGAGGUGCAGCAUGAGCGCCGAGGUGAGUAUGGCCGCCACGGCGUUUGAGCACGGUGAUUUCGUGCGAGCAGCUUUGUCGGAGCUUCUUCACAAGGACUUCUGCUUGAAGAAGUGGAAACUGUGGGGAAGCAAGUGGCCUCACUAUCUGGUGAUGGACGCCAAGACUGGCUUUGAUGUUCUCACGAAUGAGUCACAGACGACAGACCGGAAGAUCCAGAUCGACCUGGCCGUGCUGAAGCAGGCAUUGAUGGAAGGUCAGACGCAGACCUUCGUCAAGUGGGUUCCGGGACAUCACAUCAUCUCGGACUCGCUCACCAAGUGGUAUGGCAAUGGAGCUUUGGUCAACCCUUGUUUUCUUCCUUGUACCAUGGUGCCCAAUUCAUUUGGAUCGUAG